CUUUUCCAAAAACAGGUGAUGGCACAUCCCUGCUACCUUGCUUCCCAGCGCAUUGCAGUCUUUCUGAGCAUGCCGGAUGAGGUCCGGACCAAUGAACUUAUUAAAGACAUUUUUCAAAAAGGCAAAGAGUGCUUCAUUCCAUGGUACAAGCCCCACAGCAGCCACAUGGACAUGGUCAAGUUAGCGUCCUUUGAAGAAAUUGCCUUGCUCCCUCUGACAUCCUGGAAUAUCCAUCAGCCAGCUGAAAAUGACGUGCGGGAGGAUGCACUGGCAAUGGCAGAUGGUCUGGAUCUCAUCCUGGUGCCAGGGCUUGGUUUUGACACCACAGGGAACAGGCUGGGAAGAGGAAAGGGCUAUUACGAUACCUACCUCCGACGGUGCCUGCAGCAUCCGAAAGGAAAACCGUACACAAUUGCCUUAGCUUUCCAUGAACAAAUCUGUGGUUUGAUCCCCGUGUCUGAAACUGAUAUGAAAGUAGAUGAAAUUCUCUUUGAAGACUCCAAGCAAGAACUUUGAUGAGGAACUGACCAAUGCCUUUCACGGAAUUUCUAAAUAACUUCAUUCAUGCCUAUUCACAAUUGGGAGGUUCUGUGAUUAACCUUCAUACCAAUACCUCAACUCCAUACUUCUCUUGAGGAUGGUAGUACCACCAAUUCCUUCCAGUAGGGAUACUGGGAAGUUCUUAGGAAGAAAAAUCCAGUAUUUUACAGACACUAAUAUAGCUGGUAUUUUAAAACUUUGUUGAGCAAGACAGCAUCAGUCUUCCCCAAUGAGUGUAUCCUCCAGAUGUAUGGACUUCUGCUCAUAGAAUUCCCCAGCCAACGUGGCCAUUGCUGAAAAUACUUGGAAGUACACACAUCUAGAGGGUGCCUAGAUUAACAAAGGCUGCCCUUCCCCUGCCAAAGCCCCUUCUUCGGAUAUUAGCCAGUUGUGUUAAGAGGGUGGGACUAAUUGUGUAGUCUUUCUCACCUGAGUAGCACCUUCCUACAGAUAUUUUGGGAAGUGCUUCUAGGGACAAUGAAUACAAGAAAGGGGAUUUUAGGAUAGCGUCUUAUACUCAAGGUACCACAUAUUGGGUUUAAUCCAGGUUUGCUUUAUUUAUGAUUUAGUGACAACCCCAGUUGGAUGAGUUCACCCAAUAUACUAAGGGUAGCCAAAAGCUAAGAAUGGUUAGUACAAAGCCAGCCUGCAGCCCAGGUCCUUGAGGGGUGCUUAUCCAACUUCUACUCCUGACUGAUUCUUCCCCACCUUGCCAUCACUGAAAAUACUGGUAGUUGAAGUCCACACACAGGGAGGACAGGAGGGAGGAGGAGUGUGCACAUCUCCAUACUUAUAGGAGUUAGUGGGAGGGGUGCGUGAGCGAGCCAAGUAGUUUUGUGUCCACUGUCCUGAGACUCUCAUAAAGCAAGAAGGAUGUUGUUCAUUCCAGACUACAUUGUUUGUUGCUGACUCCUAGAGAGGAGGAUUUUUUUAGCCUUUUCUAGAAAUACCAGGAAUCAAACCUGAAAUCUCUUGGGAGCAACGCAAAACAUUCUACCCCUAAACUCCAGGUAACAUCCUAACGUUGGAGGACCUGGGACAUCAGCGGAGCUGCCCAGGAAUGAAAAAUGGGAGCAAGUUGGCACAAACCGGGGAAGUAAGAGAAUUCAGGAGCGAAACUCCUCCAACCCACUUGGCUGUGAAGGGAAAUCGUGGGUUACCAGCAUCUGUGACUCAAACAUUUGUCCACCAGCAUUAAGUGCAUAAAGACAGAAACAUCUUCAGGGUUUAAGUGCCUGCUUCCACUAUCGUCCCCUACAGUAGAGCAAAUUAAUCUGCUGCCAACUGACUGCCCAUUAUUGUUCAACUCCCACGGAAGGUGUCACCUGUGUGAAAUGGAACCUGCUAAUUAUUUUGACAGAUGCAUCACAGAGGACCAACCCCCAAACCACUUUCCCUAUUGCCGUUGCCUCUAGUAAUUGCUCUGAUUAACAGGGAAGUCUUUAGAAUGCACAGCCUAUUCCAAACACCGCUUUCACAUUCUCUUCUCGUCCCUCCUUAAGAUCUGCAUUCUUGGAGGAAAAAAAGAGUUUUUAUUUUAACGCAGUCUUAAGGUUUGAGGUUCCCCAAGGACACGCGUGACAAUUAACAGUACUUUUAAAAAAAUUCUCAAGAAUGAAGUGUAGCUUUCCUUAAACCAGAUAAAUUCUUUUAUUAAUUAGAAAGUCAAUCCAUUAAUUAACAGCAGAGCUCAGAAAGCUGUAUACACACCCCCACAACGUGUCAGAUUUUAAGCUCUCUCCAGCCUGCUCUUGGAUACACACAUCACACAUUGCUGCCACUAUCCCAGAACAGAGAAUUAUUUAGGUGGGCAAGAACCACACUUAACAUGGGGUGGGUGAAUGGGGGUGGGACAAAGAAAUAAAGUAGGAGGAGCUAUAUCAUGCACACUGGCAGAAGCAACAUCUUCCAUUUGUCCUGAUGUGGGGGGCAGGGGGAGUGUUAAUUUUUGUUUUCUUUAAAAAAUCUGUUAUGCCUAUUUUUAGGAUUACACUGCAGUUUCUUUUAACACAGGAAACUUUCACUGAUUUCCAGCAACUGAGAUGAGAGAGGGUUCCAGGAGGCACGGAAAUAGGAGUUUGGGGCUGCAGGUUGCCUGUUCCUGUUUCAGUUUCGAAUGGGGAAAUUAUCUGAAACCCCAAAGCAAAGGCAAACUUCCAGGUCUCUCCUCAACAGAAGCUUCCCAAUGGGAAAAAAAGACAACGCCCCCCAAAGUCAUUGAUUAAUUAUUUAGGAUCUUUAACAAUUACUCUACCAAAUGAAGGAGAAUCACAGUUAAUAUGAGGUGGGUCAUGCCACUGUAACUGUUAUAUAUCAACUGAAAACUGAAGCCUUUUUCAAAGAUAUGCUAUUGAAUUGAAUUCCUGGUGACUUCUUGGACACAUCCAUGCUAGUUUUCUUGGCCAUAUUACAGAAAUGGCUUCCCAUGA
Molecule: messenger RNA, 2969 nt
Organism: Python bivittatus (Burmese python)
Lineage: Eukaryota; Metazoa; Chordata; Lepidosauria; Squamata; Pythonidae
Source: RefSeq, a predicted model, not a curated record